Messenger RNA from Canariomyces notabilis, 3555 nucleotides. RefSeq names its product actin-like ATPase domain-containing protein. Gene Ontology annotation, cellular component: endoplasmic reticulum chaperone complex. Bases 303 to 3425 code for a protein of 1040 amino acids. Gene Ontology annotation, biological process: endoplasmic reticulum unfolded protein response. The transcript has a single exon. Gene Ontology annotation, molecular function: ATP-dependent protein folding chaperone; ATP binding. The record is from RefSeq and is a predicted model, not a curated record. Lineage: Eukaryota; Fungi; Ascomycota; Sordariomycetes; Sordariales; Chaetomiaceae.
GCUUGCCAUAAAAAGAGGCCCGUUUCAAAAAGGUGCACCCGCCGCACAACGGCAAGACUAACAGCCAAAUCUGGAAGCAGUUGAGGCCAGAUUUUGUUCUGCACUUCUGUGGAUGGCUGGCGAUUGUUCUGAACAGACUUUGUCCUUUCCAUCUCUUCACCUCCUGGGAUAGGUGUUUCUUUCUUGUGGCCGGUCCUACUACUCGCGGGGUGACUUGGUACAACUGUACGCUCUUGUCCCCUCUGUAAACACUUCCACCACCUACCGACUACGCACCGCACACAACAUCCCUCUCGCCCACCAUGGCCACCAUGGGCCGACCAAGAUUACCGCCGUUGCUACUACUACUUGGUGCGAUAUUCUUCUUGUCGACCCAUGUCUCCGCUGUAGCAGCUGUGCUAGGCAUCGACUUGGGAACAGAAUACAUCAAGGCGGCACUGGUGAAGCCAGGUAUCCCUCUCGAGAUCGUUCCGACAAAAGACUCCAGGAGGAAAGAGAUCUCGGCCGUCACCUUCAAGCCGCCACCCAAUGGUCCCAAGAAAGGCUCCUAUCCCGAGCGGGCGUACGGUUCCGACGCCGUGGCCCUCGCCCCGCGCUUCCCCGGCGACGUCUACCCGAACCUCAAAGCCCUCCUGGGCCUGCCCGUUGACAACGCCGAGGUUAAGGAAUAUGCGAACCGUCACCCUGCUCUGCAGUUGGUGGCUCACAAGCUGCGGAAUACUGCCGCGUUCAAGAGCGCUGGCGCCUUCACUCCAGAGGAGGAAGCUUGGAUGGUGGAGGAACUGUUGGCCAUGCAACUCCAGAGCAUCCGGAGCAAUGCUGAGGCACUUGCCGGUCCAGGAAGCCCCGUCCGUUCCGCCGUCAUCACCGUCCCGCCGUUCUACACUAUUGAGGAGAAGCGCGCGACGGAAUUGGCGGCUGAGCUUGCCGGAUUCAAAGUCCUUGGCUUGAUGAGCGACGGCCUUGCGGUGGGGCUGCACUAUGCGACCAGCAGGCAGUUCCCAAACGUCAACGAGGGAGGAAAGCCGGAACAUCACAUGAUUUUCGAUAUGGGCGCUGGCUCGACCAAGGCCACGGUGCUCAAGUUCCAGAGCCGGACUGUCAAAGACGUGGGCAAAUUCAACAAGACCGUCCAGGAGGUCCAGGUUCUUGGCAGCGGCUGGGACCGCACCCUUGGUGGCGACGCGCUCAACUACCUCAUUGUGGACGACAUGGUUGCCAAAUUCGUGGACUCGCCAAAGGCCCAGAAGGCUUCAGUGGCGGCUGAGAAGGUCAAGGCCCACGGGCGCGCCAUCACGAAGCUGACAAAGGAAGCGGAGCGGGUGAGGCAUGUUCUUAGCGCCAACCAGAACACCCAGGCCAGCUUUGAGGAGCUUUACGACGAUGUGGAUUUCAGGUACAAGAUCACACGCGCCGAAUUCGAGGAGAUGGCUGCGGGUCACGCCAAGAGGGUCGGCGACACCAUUCAGAGCGCUCUCUCCUCCGCUGGCCUUGAUAUCAAGGAGCUCGAUUCGGUGAUCCUCCAUGGUGGUGCCUCGCGCACUCCCUUCGUCCAGAAGGAGCUUGAGAAGAUCCUCGGCAACCCCGAUAAGAUCCGAACCAACGUCAAUUCAGACGAGGCCGCCGUCUUUGGUGCAGGCUUCCGGGCAGCCGAACUCAGCCCCAGUUUCCGUGUCAAGGAGAUCCGGGUGUCCGAAGCUGCUGCGUACCCGGCCGGCAUGAAAUGGAAGACUGACGACGGCAAGCCCAAGCAGCAGCGCCUCUGGACCGCGACAUCGCAUCUCGGCGCCCCGGCUAAAGAGGUUACGUUCUCGAACCGUGAGGACUUUUCGGUCAAUUUCUUCCAGCUUAUUCCCGCGUCCGCUUCCGACUCUGGGUCGGUCGAGGUCGAGACUAAGGUUUUCUCAACCAAGAAUCUGACCGCCUCUGUAACACAGCUUGUUGAGAAGCACAAGUGUGACAAGGCAGAUAUCCGCCUCAAGGUUGGCGUCCGCCUUGCAACUGAGAAUGGUGAGGUGGAUGUGACCAAGGUCACUGUUGAGUGCGAAGCCGAGGCGCCAGAAAAGGAGGGUUUUGUCGACGGAGUCAAGAAUUUCCUUGGGUUCGGAAAGAAGGAACAACAGCCUCUCACUGGGGAGUCAGAAAAAUCCGAGGAGGCAGAAUCGUCAUCUUCCACAACGACAGUUGAGAGCUCGACUACUACCUCUUCGGACUCGUCCUCCAGCUCUACAUCCUCCACGGCCUCCGCAUCCGAAUCCGGUCAGGCCAAGUCUGACGGCAAAAAAAAGGAACUUGUUGUCAUUCCAAUCAAAUUCACCUUGGAGAAGUCCGGCAUUCCUCAGCUUCCCAAAGCAGAUAUUACCUUUGUUAAGGACCGUCUCAAAGCAUUUGAGAUAUCCGACCGUUUGCGGAGACAGCGGGAAGAGGCACUGAACCAGCUUGAGGGCUUCACGUACAAGGUCCGCGACCUCAUUGAGAACGAGAGUUUCAUCGGUGCCUCCACCGCGGAGGAACGGGCAAAAUUGGAGAAGAAGAACAGCGAAACGAGCGACUGGUUGUAUGGAGAAGGUGCGGAUGCAACCAAGGAUGAGCUCAAGAACCGGCUCAAGGAGCUGCAAAAUAUCGUCGAUCCCGUUCAGAAGAGAAUUGACGAAGCAUCCAAGCGGCCCGAGCUCCUCAAAAAUCUGCAGGAGGCACUCAACAGCACCAAGACGUUCAUCGCCGACGUCAAGAAACAGAUUGCCGAGUACGAGGCAUAUCAAUCCUCUCAGACUGCCCCACCCUCCUCGUCCACCUCCACUACUACAGCCGCCCCGUCAUCCUCCUCAGGAGACUUUGAGGGCCUCGAGGACGAGGACACCGCCGCCUCAACCAUGACUGCCUCCGACGUGAUGGAAGAGCUUGAAAAGAGGAGCGGUCCCGUCCCGCCGCUUUAUACCGUUGACGACCUCAAAGAAAGCGAGUCCCUCUACGAGUCCAUCUCGACCUGGCUCGAGGAGAAGAACGCGGCACAAGAGAAGCUGUCGGCUACGGACGACCCUGUGCUGCUCGUCAAAGACCUCACUGAGAAGCGCGACCAGCUGGACAAGGCGGGCAUGGAACUCGCUAUGAAGGGGGUGCGCAACUUUGAAAAGAGGAAGGCUGGGUCGGGCAAGGACAAGGCUAAAGAAAAGGCCAAGGCCAAGGGCGGGAAGUCGUCGACGUCUACCAAGCCCGCCAAGCCGGCGCAGACGAUCAAGUUGCAGCCCGGCGAGGACGGGAAGAUGCCAAGCCAGGAGGAGAUUGAUGCCAUGUUGAAGGAGUUUAUAAAGGAGGCUGAGGAGGCCAAGAAGGCUGAUGAAGGGCAGAAGCAGCAACAGGAGGAGAGUAAGGGGGAGGAGAAGCAGCAGGGGCAGGGCGAGGAGCAUAAGCAUGACGAGCUAUAGAGGGGCGUAUGCAUUUUGGGUUUGUUUCCCCCUCGUUGCUGGGCCUGGAGUAAAGCACCGGUUGGAGUUCUCGGGUGGAACGGUCUGGUUGUAGAUGGUUUGCCUUUUCCAGAAAAUAAAAGAUACAUGC